CUCCCUUCCCCCAACAAACAUAGUGAGAAAGAAAAUGUGUUUGAUAAUAUAUGUUUGUGAUUCAGAAGAGAAAGAGCUUGGAAGAAAAGCAGCAUCAGGAGCUUGUCCUUCUUGUGGUGGCAAAGUUCAAGCUGUUGAUGUUGAGAGUCGUUCAAAAUUCUGUUUUCUUCCUCUUUGCUUCAUUAUCAAGAGAAAAUAUCAAUGUACACUUUGUUCUAGACGUCUAGUCUUGUAUUCUUCUUGAAACAAAAAAUUAUAAUAACCGUCAAGUUCGAGCUAGUACAGAAUCAU
Molecule: messenger RNA, 291 nt
Organism: Solanum dulcamara
Lineage: Eukaryota; Viridiplantae; Streptophyta; Magnoliopsida; Solanales; Solanaceae
Exons: 1
Coding region: 35-244 (69 amino acids)
Source: RefSeq, a predicted model, not a curated record